UCUUCGUGCAUGUUCCUUUGUAACCUCUAAACUAUACACGACAGUGUUUUACGUCGGAAAAAAUUACGUGUACCGUAAAAACGUAGUUUAGUUGGAAUCCCAUUGCUGUCACGUUCACGCGUUUAAUUACUAUUAUCGUGCGUGAAUAACAAACAUUAGAGAUACGAUUCAACUUCUAACGGGUAGAAGAAAACACGAUUGACAGAAGAUCGAAGAACGAAAACUUGCAAGUCCUACCUGUUGUCACAAUAUUCGAGCACAAUAACAAAAUCUUUUUCAUAAUUUUAUGAAACAAUUUAAUUCAUUGUGUAAUCUGUAACUGGCGAAGAUAUUAAUCGACUGCAUUUAACAUUAAAUUUUUACGCAGCAAUAGGAUCAUCCAAAGGGAUAAAGUUCAAUACAUGGAUCCAGCAAAAUUUUGAAAGCUCUUCUAUAUAUAUUUGUUACAUAGAUAAUCUCCCUGUGAACUGUAUUUAUCGAUUAUGUGCAAAUAGAAAUUCACAGUAUUUGGCACAUUCCAGUUUCAAUCAUUUUUGCUGAUAAGAAUCAUUCCUAUUAGGUUAUUUACGUGAGAUAAGAGUAAUCAAGGAUGUGAUUAUAAAACCUUGUUGAUUCUGAAGGUUCAGGUAUCACACAAACUAAAUUCAAUUGCACUGUACUGCAAAGACUGCUGUUGUUUUGCAUAAGGAUUAAGUGUCAACUUUGAAAGACUAAACUACAAAAGAAAACUCUUUAAAAUGAAUAGCUCUAUGCGCGAGAAAUUUCUUACCUUUGCUGAUGUUAUAAUUAGGGUACCACCUCUAUUUAUCAUAGAUGAGUUACUUAAAAUGGGGCUUGGAAUGCCGAAUGAUAACGUUGUGCUGGAUAGCACAGAGAGUGGUUUUAAAAUAUCAAAAGUUUCAGACAGUGUUGUUGACUCAGUGACACCUAAUUCAUUAAUGAUAGAUCCAUUUGAUUUUGAUCAUCUUGUCUAUAAAAUAUAUUUCAUAAUUGUAUUGAAGAGUCUAUGCUGCUGCUUAGGAUGUGUUGCUGCAAUAUGCACAUUUAUGUUAUGGACAAAACAUCUAAUAAUUGUAUACCUAUAUUUAAUAUCAGUAGGAGCAGUAUUUAUAUCCUAUUGGUCAAAUGUUAGUACAAUGAAAGCUAUUAUAGCAUACGUGAACGCACAUGAAUCAACAACUAGCAUACUUGAUGACAUUUUAUGUCUUAAUUUAAAAUACGUUUUAAACGAAGGACCCGGCCUGUUGAUCGUUCAAAACUAUAUAUUGCAAUGCUUAUUAGCUAGUAUUUUUUGUUACAUUCAUCUUGCACCAAGGCAUCCAAUUCAACAGAAACUUCUUGUACUAAGUUUUAUGGCACCGUCAAUUUUGGGUCUUUGCCCUCUUCCGACGCAAGUUUUGUACAAUGCACCCGUGUUUGCCGCACUUCUACCCUUGGCAGUAUGCAAAUUUGUUAUUUGGUACAACGGAAUCUCCAUACUAAAAACAAUGUACAUAGGUUACCAACACGCGCGUAAUUUUGUAAGUAACUAUGGAUUGUCAGCGCUCGUCGAGACAGAGUGGAUCCGAUUGAACGUACCGUGCGUGUUACGCACGUUCUGGAUUCUACGCGUGGGCGGACAAGUGGUCCAAAUUCUUAGCAAUCAUUACGACGAAGAGGAUUUCACUUAUACCUUAAUGAUUAAAACUCUGUUGGUGAAUGGCUGUGAAACUCUGACAGCGGUCUUAGGAAUGACCAGUAUAAUAUCGUUUAUCUGCCAUUACAUCGGUUGCUUCUUUCAAUGGGUACUGUUGACAGUGGACGAGGACGAGAAAAGCAUCGGCACCCUAUCCGCUACUUUGUUUUACGUUCUGGCUCUUCAGACUGGGCUGACCAGCUUGGACCGAGAGAAACGUUUGGUCAGACUGUGCCGUAACUUUUGUUUAUUACUGAUGGCGGUUCUACACUUUGUACACAACAUCGUGAAUCCUCUGUUAAUGUCACUGAGUGCCUCUCACAAUCCGGCUCUUCAUCGGCAUAUUCGUGCCCUGGCGGUAUGCGUGUUUCUAAUACUGCUACCAGUGUCGUUGCUGGCAUUCCUUUGGUCGCACUACACCGUGUGCACGUGGCUAUUGGCAGUGUCGGUAUUCGGUAUCGAGGUGAUCGUAAAAGUGUUAGUCUCCCUCGCCAUCUACUCUCUCUUCCUCAUCGACGCUUAUCGCAGCGUGUUCUGGGAGCAGCUGGACGAUUGUGUCUACAUUAUACGAUCGUUUGGUAACACGGUCGAGUUCACUUUCGGGAUCAUCCUGUUCAUAAAUGGCUUCUGGAUUUUAGUGUUCGAAUCCGGUGGAGCGAUUCGCGCGAUCAUGAUAUGCAUUCAUGCUUAUUUUAACAUUUGGUGCGAAGCAAAGGCUGGGUGGAGCGUGUUCAUGAAGCGUCGUACAGCUGUUAACAAGAUCAAUUCUUUACCGGAAGCUAAAGUGGAGGAACUUCGAAAAUUGGACGACGUCUGCGCUAUCUGUUACCAAGAGAUGGAGAGUGCCAAGAUCACGCAUUGCAAUCAUUACUUUCAUAGUGUUUGCCUAAGGAAGUGGUUGUACGUGCAAGAUCGUUGCCCGCUUUGUCACGAUGUGCUGUACAAAGUGGAGAACGGCCGUCGAGCCAGGGACACGGCGGAAGAUCAAAGAUAACGUCUUCCAAUUAGUGAAUGAAGACAGGUGAAAAGACGCAUAGUUUUAUUGUGAUAUAUACACACGCAUAUAUAUAUCAUACAGAGAAACUGUUGCGAAUUCAAAACUUGCAUAGUUAAGGAAUCGAUCUGUGGAAAUCUUGCCCGAGAAAGUUUCGUUUCUCGUAAAAAGUCGCUCAAAUUUCGGUACUCGGGGUAACGAUUGUAACAUUUCAAGCGCGACCAAGUCGACGUUGUUGCCCGAACGAGAAAUUUGAUCGCAUGGAAAAAAAAAAAGCUGUAAACCGAUAAGUUUCACGAGUAAUCGUUUUGUUACCACUUAUUGCAUAUACAUUUAGCUAAUGGAACUCCUUUAAUCUUACGAUACCAGAAGCUGCGACUUUUAAUGACAGUCGUAAAUCGCUCGCACCUAAUGUAACUUGUCUUUACAUUUCUACAAACGUUUAACGCAAUACCGAAGCUUCCUUGUGCACGCGUAUUGGGCUUCAAUCUUCCAUUUUUUCUAACGCUAACUUUAUGUAAUCCUGGUUAGAUGAAAUCGCGAACAAAGCUCGUACGAUUUUUUCCAUUAGAAAUAAACGUACUUUGAAAUACGAUCGAACGAAUUAUCGCGUAUAUUUCUCAGCGCGUGAAUUAGUUUACUUUAAGCCCUCGAAAGACUGCAACAGAAAAUACAUGCGUUUCUAUUUCUCUGACAUAAAUUGUAGUCUUUAUUUAUGGUUUCAUACGAGAAAAUUUUUUUAAUUGAUUGUCGAAUUAAUUUAACACGUUCACUGAUUGAAUUAUAGUGCGCUAUAGUAAUUGUCCUUAGCUAAUGAUAUUCUUAACACUUUCUCUUCACAAAUGCUUAAACUAAUUUUAGUAAAUUUUAAAAUCUUCUCUUUCUUUCUUCACUUGUUUAAUUACUUAAUUGAAUUAUAGCCCAUGUGACAGUGGACGUGUUAAGUUAAUUACAAGAUAAUGAGGUGGUAUCACGAGAUUCACGUUUUUUCUUGAAUUCGAUUGAAGAAAGCAACGCACGAUUCGAAGAAUUUUCUAGUACCGUAUUAGUCGCAGAGUGUUGCUGUGGUACAAAAAUUUCGGAUGCAAUGAACAGUAGACGGUGCGAUUUUGUAUAUCGAGUUUUUGCCGGUCUGAAAGCAGUCUAACAUUUUCCAGAUCAACGAGACUAUAUCCGUCUGUUUUGGAUUUCAAUCACUUUCUCUGUCGUUCCGAAAUCGAAUCCACAAGCCUUUGUGAUAGUAGUUGAUAGAGAAAAUAGUAAAGUUUCCUAAUUUAUUGCAACAAAGCAUUAUUUACUUACACGAUUUAAAUAUCAACCGUAUAAUAAUGUUUCGUUUGUAAGGUCAGAUCUUGUCCAAUAAAUGUUAUAUUUUUAA
Osmia lignaria (orchard mason bee) is the source of this 4047-nucleotide messenger RNA. Lineage: Eukaryota; Metazoa; Arthropoda; Insecta; Hymenoptera; Megachilidae. The record is from RefSeq and is a predicted model, not a curated record.